CCCAUUCCAUUAAGUGCCGCGGAACACUUGUGGCGGGGCCAUGCCGCACGCCGGACCCUUUAUCCGCCUCGCUGUCUCCGUGAGGAUGGAGGGCGCGGAUUGGUCCAGCAUGGAGUUCGCCGAGCUGAUCAAGACGCCCCGCGCCGAUAACGUGGUGCUGCACCGGCCCUUCCACCCGGCCGUGGAGGGCACGCUGUGCCUCACCGGCCACCACCUCAUCUUCUCGUCCCGGCGCCACGACAACGCCGAGGAGCUGUGGCUGCUCCACUCCAACAUCGACUCCAUCGACAAAAGGUUCGUGGGCUCCUUGGGCACCAUCGUGAUAAAAUGCAAAGACCUGAGGAUUAUCCAGCUGGACAUCCCAGGGAUGGAGGAGUGUCUGAACAUUGCCAGCUCCAUCGAGGCGCUUUCCACCCUGGAUUCAGUCACCCUCAUGUAUCCCUUCUUCUACCGGCCCAUGUUUGAGGUGCUGGAGGAUGGAUGGUCCUCCUUCCUGCUGGAACAAGAGUUUGAGCUCCUCAGCUCAGUGACCGACGAAUGGCGCCUGAGCUGUGUGAACAAGGAAUUCUCUGUGUGUCCCUCCUACCCUGCAGUUGUCAUUGUCCCCAAAGCCAUCGAUGACGAGGCGCUCCGCAAAGUCGCGCUGUUCCGCCACGGCGGCCGCUUCCCAGUGCUGAGCUACUACCACAAGAAAAAUGGGAUGGCGAUGCUGAGGAGCAGCCAGCCCCUGACAGGCACCAACGGGCGGCGCUGCAAGGAGGACGAGAAGCUGGUGAACGCCACGCUCCGCUCGGGCCGCCGCGGCUUCGUCAUCGACACCCGGCCCCUGCCUGUGGCCCAGCAGGCCAGGGCCAAGGGAGGGGGCUUUGAGCAGGAAGUGCACUACCCCCAGUGGAGGAGGAUUCACAAAUACAUCGAGAGGUUUAAUAUCCUGCAGGAGAGCUUCAUCAAGCUGGUGGAGGCUUGCAAUGACCAGUCCCACAACAUGGACCGCUGGCUCAGUAAACUGGAAGCUUCCAACUGGCUCACUCACAUCAAGGAGCUGCUGACUGCAGCUUGUCUGGCUGCUCAGUGCAUUGACAGGGAAGGUGCUUCAGUGUUAGUCCACGGCAGUGAAGGAACUGAUUCCACACUCCAGGUCACUUCCCUGGCACAGAUCAUCCUGGAUCCGAGGUGCAGGACCAUCCGUGGCUUUGAGGCUCUUAUAGUGAGGGAGUGGCUGCAGGCUGGCCACCCUUUCCAGCAGCGCUGUGCCCAGUCAGCCUAUUCCAACAGCAAACAGAAGUGGGAGGCGCCGGUGUUCCUGCUCUUUCUGGAGUGUGUCUGGCAGAUCCACCGGCAGUUCCCCUGCUCCUUCGAGUUCAACGAGCAGUUCCUCAUCCUGCUCUUCGAGCACGCCUACGCUUCCCAGUUUGGGACCUUCCUGGGAAACAACGAGAACGAAAGGGCUAAACUGAAGCUGCCUCAGAAGACCAUGUCCCUCUGGUCCUGGGUGAACAGGCCUGAAGAGCUGACCAGGUUCCAGAACCCUCUUUAUGAGGCCAACAACCUUGUCAUCUGGCCCUCUGUGGCCCCACAGAGCCUGCAGCUCUGGGAAGGUGUCUUCCUGCGGUGGAACAGGUCUUCCAGAUUCCUGGAGGAAGCCGAGAAGGAAAGGAUCAGCAUUAUCAAGUACAACAAGGAGCUGCAGGCCAAGGUGAACGCGCUGAGGCGGAGGCUGGCGGAGUUGGAGGCGAAUAACGUGGUGCCCCCGCAGCCCUGAGCUGAGCUUUGCCUCAGGCCUUUGCUUUCCCCUCUACAUCGAGGAAGAAACACGGAAAGUGCAUGUUCUGCUGAGCCCUGGGGUCCAGCUGACCCUCCCACUGCUGAACCCUUCACUCCAUGAACCUCCCUGCUGUUUGGGGAGGGGUUUUUGUUUUGUUUACAGAAGACACAGCCGGGCACAAUGUCCCCUCUUGGCAGCUUUUCUGUCUCAGAAUUGGGUACACUGUCAACAGAAGCUGGAACUCUUCAACUGUGUGGAUGACCAGGAUGGGCCAAGAGACAGGAUGUCUCCAAUUUAUUUUAGACUUUUUCUGGUUUUGUUGAACACUCACAGGAUUAUAACACAGAGUUCUAGAUAGAUAGGUAAAGGCAUUUUGUCUGGAAGCACCUUUUCUCUCCAAGAGUAGGUAAGGCAGCUUAGUUCUUUAAUUUCCUAGGAAAUCUGGGAAUUGUUAAAAUCAAAUCACAGGUUCUGCCAGUCUACACAAUACUCUCAGUAGCCUUCACAUCUCACACUUGGGUUUUUGUGUUCAGCAUUGGCUGGGGAGCAGGAAGUUAAAUACCAAACCAGAGCAAGACAUUUCAGUGCAAUACAGAACUGAUGGAGGGAUUCUGCUGCUAAAGUUUAAGCCAUGACCUUCAGGUGGAAUUGUCCCUCGUGGACAAGCAUCUCCUAAGGAGGAACAAACUUUUUUUUUUUUUAUUCUACCUGGAAAACAAAAAGGUUUAGUAAUUGGUGAGGGUGUUCACUUGCAGAACAGGGCUCAGACCUGUCCUUUAAACCAGAGCCAAGCUGCCUUCUUGGAAAUUCCAACCCCCCUGGCUGGGUUUGGACACCUGGCCAGGUUCACAGCAUUGCCAGGGUGUAAGAGCAGCACUUCAUUUACAGCUCUACGAAACACUUUUCAUGCACCUGAUGUGCUUUUCCUUCUUGUGCUCUUAUGCCCAUCUUGUGAAACCUCAAAAGCAGAAGCUGGAAGUUCAGGUGACCUCACAGAUCUGCUGCAGAUGAAGGGGCCAUCACACUACAAAAAAUGUUAAGAGUUUAGAUGAUUUGUAGCUGCUAAAACUGCUUAAAGACUUUAGGGAUAAGCCUUUUCCCAUUUAACUCUGUAUUUUAUAGCUGCUUUUUCCAUUUCUGUGGCUUCAAUCUGCUUUUUAUAAAAUCAGAGUUCUCUCUUGUGAUUUUUUUUUCUGCUUUAAAAAGACAGGUAGGAGUAGGUCUGAAAUACUCCCUGAGGGAUUUUUUCAGCUUGAUUCUGUGGGUAACUCCACAGGAUUGAGAAAAGUUGGAUUAACAACAGCACAUGUGGCUGGGAUUAUCCAGAAAAGAGCUUCCUGUUAGCCUGGUUCUGCUGGAAUGAAGGGAGCUGCAGUAGGUCAGUGGUGAGAUCCCUCUGGAAGCUGCUGAGCUUCCAAGUUAAUGAAUGAAGCUGCCUUUAUUUAAAAGGCACUUCACACAGAUAUGUGUGAAAAUGCAGGAUCUGUAGCUGUAGGAGUAGCUGGGCAGGAACCUGCAAAAAUCAUGUAGCCACUAAAUACAGUCUAAGAAAAUUCUAUAACCAAGGAAAUGAUGUAAAAUUAUGUGAUAGUGGUCAAGUGCUACCAUAAUGCCUUUUGUUGAGUCCUUAUUUCCUUAAUUAUUUCCUUCUUGCCUAAGCUACACUUAGCCCUGAAGUCCUCUGGCUUAAAAAAUAACAUGAUCCCUUUUAAAACAUUGCUCACUUAAGGCAGAAGAAUAAUUCCCCCCGCUUGCAAUGCCAAUUUAUUUUUAGGUUUGGAGCCUUGUCCCCUAAAUCCAGUCUGACACAGGGAAUGCUGCUCAGGGUGGCUGGGGAUCUGUUCUGCUUGACAGGGGAUGCAGAAUCAGGCUGUUCCCUCCUCCAAACCCCGAGAUUCCUCGGGGAAUGUUGCUCAUAUAAGCCCCUAAAAUGAUUGUUCACCCGUUGAAAUGAUGUCUUUGGGAUCUGCACCUGCCUGGGUGGUGUUUCCCCACCCCAUUCAGAAUUUCUCCAUCUGAAAUCCAUUAUCCCCAGCCAGAUGGGAAGGAUUCAGAAGGCACUGUUUUCCCUGUAAUAGACUACACAUAAAACACUCCUAAAGGUUAUGCAAUUGCCUAACACAGUAAUUAUAGAUUGAGCUAAAUAAUAGAGAAGCAGAGAGGGGUUUUUUUUGGAUCUAAUUGCCUGGCUGCUCCAGCCUCUCCUGCUAAGUGCAGGCAUCCGAGGAAAUUGGGAAAGCAGCUGUGACAGCCAACAAAAGGCAGCACAUUCCCUCGGAGCUGGCAGCAAUUUCAGCCUCCACUUGUGCUGAACCCACACCCAGGAGCUGUGCCUGCCUUGGGAAGUGGAUCCUGGGAUUGUGCCUGCCUUGGGAAGGUGGAUCCUGGGGUUGUGCCUGCCUUGGGAAGUGGAUCCUGGGAUUGUGCCUGCCUUGGGAAGUGGAUCCUGGGAUUGUGCCUGCCUUGGGAAGUGGAUCCUGGGAUUGUGCCUGCCUUGGGAAGUGGAUCCUGGGAUUGUGCCUGCUUUGGGAAGUGGAUCCUGGGAUUGUGCCUGCUUUGGGAAGUGGAUCCUGGGAUUGUGCCUGCUUUGGGAAGUGGAUCCUGGGAUUGUGCCUGCCUUGGAAGGGGGAUCCUGGGAUUGUGCCUGCUUUGGGAAGGUGGAUCCUGGGAUUGUGCCUGCCUUGGGAAGGUGGAUCCUGGGAUUGUGCCUUCCUGUGGCAGUGCUGCUGUCCCUCUGAGCAGCCCCUGCUGUUUAUUCCACAGUUCCUUGUCCCUGCUCAGGCUCUGUGGCUCAGGCCUGGCAGGAGAUGGAGAGGGGACAAGCUGUGUGGUGGUGCCAUGGCUCUCCUGAGGUUCUCCUGGCUCAGGACACUUCCCAGAGCUGUCCUGCCACGCUGCUCCCACAUUCCCUCUGAACUUUGCCAUUCCUGGUGCCUCCCAGGUUCCAGGUUCACAGCAGAUCGCUCCCAUUCUUUGCUUUGCUGCUUGCCUCCCCUGUUAAAUCACAUAUUCAGUAUCAGUGAUGGGUUUGCUCCCCCUGAGGGGGAUCCCUGCCCCAGUUUGCAAAUUCCCUGUGUCUUCCUGAGCUGGGGCAGUGCCCAGCUCUGCCUCCUCCCUGUGCCGCUGCCUUACGCCCUCGCUGCCACCCCGCUCCUGCUCUUUUGCACACUCUCUGUGUAACAAGCUGGACACUGAAAGCCCCAUCCCCCAAAUUCUGGGGGCAAUCCACGAAGACACUCUGCCAUUUACCAAAAAAAGAAGGGAAAAGGAACUAACUUGCACAGUUCUCAUAAGGGAAAUAUGAACUAUGUACCUUCAAUAUUCUGAUUGUAUCGAUUAACUCUUGAAUGUGGCGCUGGUUUUGACGUGCACUGUUGUCCCUGUUGCAUAGGAUCUCAUUUAAAAUUGCACUGUACAGCGUUUUUUGGUGUCUCCUGUGUGCUUUGCUGAAGCCUUGGGCAGUGCUGUCGUCGUGUGAGGGGUGAGGUUUGUCCCAGCACUGCCUGUGCUCUGUCACAGCAGCACCGUGUGACGUGAGCUGUGUCACCACUGCCCCUUCAAGUGAUGAGUGCACUGCUGGCACAACAUCUGGAACUGCUCUUUGGACUUGGCUGCUGCAUCAGUCUUGAUUUUAUUUUAUUUUAUUUUUUUCCUGUACAAUUUGAAAUGCCAGGGCUGGGAGUUGUGUGCUGGUGUUAGGUAUUUGCUGUCUGUGUACAGGAUCCCAGCUGCUGCUGCGUGGAAUUUAUUGUAACAACAACAAAAAAGUAACAAAACCGAGGAAAAAGAAGGUGAUGGCUCAAGGUUCAGCCAUUUGGGGGGAACAAAACAGAUACAAAGUGGCUGUAAACUGUGCUGUAGAUAUGUUGAGCAUAGUAGAUGUGUCUAUUUAAAUUAAAACCUUGAAGACUAAAAAGUUCUUUAAUUACA
Messenger RNA from Prinia subflava (tawny-flanked prinia), 5695 nucleotides. RefSeq names its product myotubularin related protein 9 (gene MTMR9). Bases 41 to 1762 code for a protein of 573 amino acids. Lineage: Eukaryota; Metazoa; Chordata; Aves; Passeriformes; Cisticolidae. Gene Ontology annotation, molecular function: phosphatidylinositol-3-phosphate phosphatase activity. Gene Ontology annotation, cellular component: membrane; cytoplasm. The record is from RefSeq and is a predicted model, not a curated record. Gene Ontology annotation, biological process: negative regulation of autophagy; phosphatidylinositol dephosphorylation. The transcript is spliced from 11 exons.